This is a messenger RNA of Geosmithia morbida, 1458 nucleotides long. RefSeq lists its product as uncharacterized. The transcript has a single exon. The coding region runs from base 1 to 1458 and encodes 485 amino acids. The record is from RefSeq and is a predicted model, not a curated record. NCBI's taxonomy places the organism in Eukaryota, Fungi, Ascomycota, Sordariomycetes, Hypocreales, Bionectriaceae.
AUGCGUCAGCAUUGGGUGCUUCUGCCCCUGCUUGGCGCCCUCGUCGGCGCUGAGCCAUACGACGAAGAACACGACUACGAUGGCAACCUCGUCAAGAGGCAGACUCCCUCGGCCGCUUCGUCGACAACGGACGGCAUCUCCAUCUCCCUGACCGCCACCACCACAUCAGAUGCUUCGACGACGGAAGAGGCAACGGCGACGACCAGCAGCGGCGGCGACGACGACGACGACGAAGACAACACCAUCACCAUCACCACCACGGUCGGCGGCGACGGCGGCACCAGCCUAAGCACCAAGACGAUUGACAAGACGACGACGGUGACCAUCGUCCAGACCUCGACCGACUUUGCCACCACCACCGUCACCAGCGAGGAUCAGCAGACGGCCACCAGCACCAUCUACGAGACGACCACCACCUGGGUCAACAGCAAGAGGGACCUGGGAGGCGACGUCGCCACCAGCACCGCCGCCCCCGCCCAGGUCGACGCCGCUCCUACCGCCACCGUGACGGAGACUGCCCAGAUUCUCGAACCCACGCCUGCCGACGACGUCCAGAGGCUGGCCAAGCGCGCCACCGUGACGGAGACGGAGACGGUCACGAGCGACGGCGACGUGUCCUCGGGCGUCACGAGCGUCACCCGCACCCUCACCACCACCACCACCACCCUGACCACGACGACCAAGACGGUCACCGAGACUGAGCAGGCCAAUGCCAGUACCACGGUCAAGGUCACCAGCACGCUGACUGUCACGUCGACAUCGGUGGCGACGGGCAUCACGAGCGCUACGGCCACGUCCAGCUCCGAUUCGGAUACCAGCAGCGACAGCAGCAGCAGCGGCGGCGGCGAUGACGGCAGCUCCGGUCUGUCGACGGGUGGAAAGAUCGGCAUCGGAAUUGGUGUCGGUAUCGGUGCCCUCGUCGUCCUCGGUCUCCUGCUCUUCUUCUUCCUCCGCCGCCGUCGUGACCGCGGUCCCAAGCCGGACCACGACGACCUGAUUGGUGCCUCGGAGGUUCCCGUCGGUGCCGGCGGCGGCUCCGGCGGUGCUGCUGCCGCCGGUCUCCCCACCCGCCACAACACCCCCAUGACGCAGACCGCCUCGGGAGCCGGCACCUCGCCAGAGGGCUACCGCGGCACUGCCAUGGGCGACGGCCGAGCCGGAUACGCCAAGCCCGACCCCUACGGCGCGACCUUUGCCACCAGGGCCUCCCACCACAGCAAGAGUCCGGUCAGCGCCCUCAGCGGCAGCGGCGGUGCCGAUUACCUCCCCGAACACACCUCCCCCUCGGAGAUGCACGCCGUCUCCGUCACGGAUCCCUCGUCCGGUGUGAGCGAGCUCCCCAACGAUGCCAGUCCCGCCCGCUGGCAGAACCCCAACGCCGCCGAGAUGGAUGCUCAACCUGCCAUGUCUCACCAGAGCGGUCCGGUGUUUGAGAUGCCGACUGAGAAUUACCGAUGA